AUGGCAUCAAAAACAGCAAGCCAGGCGCCAGACGCAGCUUUCGAGCACGCGGGCCACGCUCUUGACGAUGCUCAGAGUAGUAGGGACGACUCUUUGGAAGGCAUCGCCAAUCGUAUACCAAGACUACGAGAUUCGCAAGAUCCUCUGAAGCUGACUCCGCUUAGAGCGCACUACCUGAAGAAGACCUUGGUACAGCUGCAGGCAGAGAGAGAAAUCAAGAGCCUCAGUCAGAAAGGUCAGUGUGCUGCCGUGAGCGCAUCGGCAACCAGCGAGUCAGAAGCAACGCUGAGCAUCACUUCUGGUCCUCAUUUGCAGAUGCGCUCUCCUCCUUUGGGCCUCCCUUCUCGCCCUCUGCCGCUGUGUCGCGAGCCGACGUUCCCAUCCUCCGCUUCCUCUUCCACCACUUCGUCGUCACGUUCCCUUUCCUGCGAUCCGCACCCGCCAACUUCUGGCCCGAGAAGGUACAAGUAUUUGUGACUCGCUUUCUUGAGCGCAACAUCAGCGGCAUGACUCCAGAAGAGGGAGAAGUCAGCAAGCGCAAGAGGCUCAGCAACAAGAUCGCGAAAUGGGUCACGUUACUUGUUGGAGCGGCAGUGCACGUGCAAGGCGUGCAGGAAGAGGUUUUGACCAUCGCACCGCAGGACCGGGAGAGGAUGGCGGCGGCUCAAGCCAGGAUGAAGGCUGCUCUAGCCGGUCUCGCGAGCGAGCAGGCCGGCUUUGACGUGAAUGUCGUUGGUGUCAGAACAGUCAAAACCAAGCCUUCCAGACUGGCUCGCAGCAAAAUUCACGACGAGUUUCUGAUUCGAACACGACGCCAAGACUUUCCCGAUGUAUUUGUCAGUCGCCGUUAUGGCGACUUUGCAAGGCUUGCCGAUACUUUGAAGCUGGAGUUCCCCGGAGAAGACAUUGGAAGACCGCCAGCAAAGGACAGAAGAGGGACGCAAUUUGCGGGCACUGUCGGAGGCAGUCAAUUCAACGAUGGGGAUGCUGUGAUUGAUAAUUCUCCGCAGCUUGGUGGAUUGAAUCUUGAAGACAUACCCAGCCAUUCGCAGCCUAGACAACGGACGCUGAGCUCUGGAGCAGGGCUCUCCUCACGAGCAGCUGCGCACGCAGCUACUCGCGGACACGGAUCCAGUGAUCGAGCUCGGGACGAUAGCGAAGUGCCGCCUCCUCUUCCCGGCCAGAUCACACAGCCCUUCAGCCGGCCAGCGGCGGCCUCAGCGGCUCCGCUCGCUAGAGAGAAGAACCGGCUCACCCUUCGAGCGUAUGUGCGCUCCCUCUUGGCCAUUCCUUCUGUUGCAGACUCUGCAGCUUUAUCCUCCUUCUUGCUCGAGGAUGCGACGACCCUAUCCUCUGCAGAGGUUGAGGAUGUGGCAGCUAGAGAGGCUCUGGACGCUGUGCGCGAAGAUGAGGCAGGCAGAUUUGCCAGUGAAGCCAGCCGCAGGAUAUCAGAGCUACGCGAGCACAUCUCAGCUUUCAAGUCCGAUCUUGUGCAACGCGACGGUCUUACUCGAGUUUUUAGCACCAUCAAGCACACGCCAAAUAUUGAGGAACUGCCUGAAAGCUAUCGAGCUUUGCUUUCUUGGGGCCGUAUAAGUGCUGCCAGCACCCUCUUCCAUUUGUUCAUGGGCACCGACACAUCAUCGGACCUCUUCGCUCAGCUGAAACGCAUCCACGGUCUGAUGCCAUACUUCAUGCUGAGGGGCAUUCUGCGCAUCUCCAAUCCAGUAUCGAUGAUCCGAUCGGUCAUCGACUUAUUCCUGGCUCAACCUUUUGGACAGAGGAGCCUACUUCAGCGUAUGUUUACAAGCAGCAUGCAAGAAGAGGUUAGAGAGCUGGAACGCAUGUUGAUGGCCGUCAAAGGCAAAAUAGAGGACGAAGACUUGUGCGAGAGGGUCAAGGCAUUCGUCAAUGCGCCAGUAGAAUAUCAAAGAGCUCUGAAGGCUCAAGCCAAGACAGAGAGGCUCGAUAUUCUCACGUGCAUCCUGAGGUCUCCGCCAGCAGGUACCGCACCUUUGACGAGGCCUCAAAUCACGCGAGUGGUGAGGGCAAGCAGAGCCUAUGAGGUUUAUAAGCAGUAUCGUGCGAAUCUGGGUCGCGGCGAGGAAGAUCAGGGCCCUGAUGCCGUGGCGCCGGACGCCUGGCUUUACGAAGAUUUGCACAUCUACUUGCGAUGCUUGACCCGCCUUCGCGACAAAGAACAAAUGAUUAGCUUGAUCUUUGAAGUGAGUCAAAUGGUGUGUUCCGCACACGACAGCGCGCUCACACGCAGCUGACUCGAUCUUGCAAAUGUCAGGGCGUCACUUCCGAACUGCUCAAGGAUAUUGUCACCAUCUUCUACUCGCCUCUAGCUCAAGUCUACAAGGCUGCCAACAUCGCUGACAGCUUGUCUGAUCUGCAAGCCUUCAUCAACGACCUGAUCCGCACUGUUGAGAGCCACGAGGAAUGUGAGUCUCUUAAUUUUUGCCUGUUGGUCUAGUCGCGCUGAUGAAGAACACAUUGCGACACCAGUGAGCUACGUAGACCCUCAACGCACGGUGCAGGUUUUCAUCGACCUGGUAGGCCGGCAUGAAGGGCGUUUCUAUCACUUUGUGCACGAAGUACAUUCGAAGGGCUCUGGCCUCUUUGAUGGUCUCAUGCACUGGAUCGAGCUGUUCAUCAACUUUGUUCGCGGACCUGACGAGGAGCCGAAUGGCAGUGCCUCCGCAAAGGGAGAGAGAGUCAUCGAUUUGACCACUCCAAAAGCCUACCAGCAAAGUUUCCAGCCUCAACAGCCAAAAGGUACUCUAACACGGCGCGGCGUUGGACAGGUGGAUUUAGAGAUCUGCAUGCCUGCAGGCGGCGCAGAGCGACGCGCUGCUUUGGCCGAGAUCGAUGCCAUCGUCGUACACGCCUAUAGAAUCAAGAUGGUUCGUGAGCUGAAGCUAAGGCGCAGACUCGCCAACAAGGAAGUAGAAUGUGCAGCCACCAAGUUAAUGGGUGCAGGUGGCGGUGAUCUCGGAAGCGCUGCAAGCUCCGGGUUCGUUGACGAUGAUCAAGCAUUCGUCGCAGCCAUGGUGGACAAUUUGGGCGUGGGCAAUACCUUCACAGGCGAGAUUGAAGAGAUCGAAGCGGAAGUGGAGUUUGACGAUGGGGAUAGUGAAGGUGGCGAAGACGAAGAUGAAGACGACGAGGAAGAGGAACAGUGGUACGAGUCGCGUGAGGCCAGGAGGGCAAGUAGCGAGACAAGCGACAGUGACACCGCCCCGUCUUCAAGUCGUACAUCUGAGGAUAGAUCCGCUCUUUCCGAUGCGAUUGGUCGAACAUCACGAUCAAGCAACUCAACGACAGCCACCUCGGUAGAGCAGCCUUCAAUCAGCGCACAGGCGAGCAAGUGGAGACCUCCAGCGCCUGGUCGUAGUGUGUCUCAAUUGACAGCAAGGCCAGCAGACAAAGACCUGCCACCACUGCCGCCUGCACCUAUGACCUCGGAGCCCUCGGCGCCUGACGGUCCUUCAGCAGCUUUGACCCGAGCGAGCAAGAAAGCGAAGCCACCUCGAGCUCCUGAGCUCAAGAUCUUGCCGGACAUGGUCCCGCUGUUCACCGAGAUGGUGAGUGCCAUGCAUAUGAUGACUGCCGAGCGCGCACAGCUUUCCGAAGCCGACUAGGUUCGUCUGACUUGUGUGCGUCCUGUCGCAGGUACGUCCUCUUCUGCGUCCUGCCAGAAGCCUCUCAAGCGAUUCUUUGCAGAGUCCAAUCAAUCCAUCAACAGGCUCAGCAGGAUCGAGCAGCAGGACUUUCAGUGAUAGUCUGCCGCCACACGCCCGUCAAACUUCGGACUCCGAAAGUCAGCAGGCUGGCUGGGGGUCCUCGACGUGGGGCUGGAUCACCGGUUCCGCGCCGCAAGCUCCUUCUAGUGAAGGUUCUCGUCCUCAAAGUGGCCAGCGCAUAGAUGCGGGCCCAGAGUACAGCAGCAGAGCACCUGGACCGGCUUCGCCGUCAAGAAGAGGUGAGCCUCAGGCUUACUCGAGGUCAAGAGAAUCGUCUGCGCCAGGCACGCAGCCGUAUGUGCCACGCGCACGGAGAGACCCCGGUGGCGGAGGACGAUGA
Ceraceosorus bombacis is the source of this 4089-nucleotide messenger RNA. The record is from the annotation of a GenBank genome assembly. Lineage: Eukaryota; Fungi; Basidiomycota; Exobasidiomycetes; Ceraceosorales; Ceraceosoraceae.